CAUGAAGCCACUACAGAGGAGGCGGGAGCAGAAGAAGAAACACAUGCUGUAAACUGUCAGACCGGAUCGACUUUUCUUCUGAGGAGCUCAAAUAAACAACAGUUUCAGUGAUGCAGACACCCUCAUUGUUGAUGUUUGCAGCAGUUCUGGCGCUGCUGCUCAGCUCGCUGAGGAGUACAGAUGCGGACACCUUUCAAGGCGCUUUCCCACACCCAAACAAGUACAACCCACACGAAUCGGACAGAUGUCAGCUACCCGCCAUCACUGGACUAAUUUCCCGCGGGACGGCGCCCGUUAGCUCAACCGACGAAGUGCUGGAGUCCAGUCAGGAAGCGCUGCACGUCACGGAGCGUCGCUACCUGCGGCUGGACUGGUGCAAGACGCAGCCGCUCAAGCAGACCAUCCACGAGGAGGGCUGCCUGAGCCGCACCAUCAUCAACCGCUUUUGCUACGGACAGUGCAACUCCUUCUACAUCCCGAGGCACACUUACCAAGAGGGAGACGUCUUCCAGUCCUGCUCUGCCUGCAAGCCCAAAACCUUCAGCACCGUCACUUACACGCUUUUCUGCCCGGGUCAGACACCCAACACCAGGAAGAAACGGAUCCAGCGCGUAAAGCUGUGCCGCUGCACAACAAUCGAUACGGACUAGACGCAGACGAACAAAUCCCAGUUCGAUAAUAUCUAAAAGUGCAGCUGUGCAGAUAUGAAAAACGGAAAGCGUAUGUUGCUUAAAGGACACAUGAGAAUGCGGUGGGAAUAAGAAGGUGAGGAACGUACCUGAGCCUUUUUUACCAUUAUACAGAAGAGAAUAUAGUAAUUUACCAGUAUCUGUUGACAGACAAAUUAUGUAAGUGGUUGAUUCCCUGCAUUUAAUGAUUUAUCACACUGUCCAGAUAUUUUGUCAAUGAUCAGUCAUUGCUUCCACGCAGUCAGUUUGUAUGCGUGCUAGCAGAGUUGGAGGACUUGUUGCCCAAAGGUUUUAGAUGCACGGACUUUGCCAAAGUUUAGGGUUUAGUUAAGUGAACUGAUGAUCUUGAGGGCCAAUGAGAGCAUGUUUAAGCUUAAGGCAGGCUGGUUUGUAACCAUGUAUAGUGUCAUUUUUUGAUGACAUGCAGGCUAACGGAUGUGCAACGUUUGUGCCCUAUCAAAAAGUGGUUAAAGACGCAACUUCAGAGGACUGGGAUGGUUGUAAUGUUUCCACUGUGUGGGAUGUAAAGCUAAAGGCUUUCAUGAUAUACAGUUUUUUGUUGUUGUUGUUGUUUUUUUUACAACCUGCACUACAACAACCGCAAUUCCAAAUAAAUAAAUCAGAAUCCUUUUUUACAUAUAGUCAAUUAAAAACAGCACAAAGACAAUAUGUUUGA
Chelmon rostratus (copperband butterflyfish) is the source of this 1365-nucleotide messenger RNA. It is a transcript of the gene grem1a, whose product is annotated as gremlin 1a, DAN family BMP antagonist. Gene Ontology annotation, biological process: animal organ morphogenesis. Lineage: Eukaryota; Metazoa; Chordata; Actinopteri; Chaetodontiformes; Chaetodontidae. The record is from RefSeq and is a predicted model, not a curated record. Gene Ontology annotation, molecular function: receptor ligand activity; BMP binding. The transcript is spliced from 2 exons. The coding region runs from base 111 to 650 and encodes 179 amino acids.